GGGAGAUGAGACUGUUAUCUGGUCUGUUGAUGUUGGUUUAUACAGUCAGACGUUAAGCGUGAAGAGGGCAGUUGAGGUGCAAACAGAGGUCUAUUGGGGACUGCAAAGUGAAGACCGUUUCCAACACAUCAGCAAUCUGAUAUAGCUGUGUUAAAAAAGCAAAUCUUGAGGGUCACCUGAAAUCACCCAUUGCCCCAGUGACAAGGUGCAAAAAUGCAUCUGGGUCAGCAAAACCCUGUGGUGGAUGGCCUAUCCUUAAAGGAGCUGGGGGACAGUGUGCUGGUGGAGAUAGAGCCUCGGAGGAAAGGACUGCCAUUUCUCAAGCAUGUGGAGUACCGUAUUGUUAGCAAGUGUUUCCAGAUCCCGGUUCAGCGCAGGUAUGCUGAUUUUGAGGUGUUCCAUAGUCUACUACUGCAAAAGUUCAUCUACAGGAUGGUCCCACCUCUGCCCCCCAAACGCAUCCUUAAAGGCGUUUUGAACUCAAUAUCAGACCGAGAGUUUAAUGAUAGUCGCCGCCGUGGUCUACAAAGGUUCAUGACCUUGGUGAUUAGACAUCCAGUCUUAGCAGGAGAUGAGUUGGUCAGCAUCUUCCUGUCAGCAAGCAGCGCAGAUGUUCAAAACAUGCUGCGUGAUGCGUAUAAAAAGACAGGUGAUGAGUAUCUUACCUCCCAAAUGAACUUGCACGGCAAGGUGUACCUACCUGAGGACAUACAGAACCAUGCUGCCACUAAUCGAGAGGUCAUUGCAAAUAUCCACAGCAGUUUCAAUAAACUCAGAGAUGUAGCUGAGCGGAUGGCUCAGCGCUCGCGGGAAAACUCAUCCGAUCUGCUUAUGUUUGGUAAAGACCUGAGUGAACUGGGCUCAGACACAUCAGACCUGCCAGUGAAUGCCACAAUGAGCAAAGCAUGGAAAACACAGAGGAAGUCACUUGUAGAGAUGUCAGGAGAAUUUGGUCUUCUUGCCGACAAAGCUGCACACCAGGGCAGCAGAGAGGAGGAUGAGGUGGUGGAGAAACUCAAUCUUCUCCUUGAACAGCUGCAGUCAUAUAAAGACUUGUGUAACCGCCAUGACAGCGGUGUGUUACUAGAGCAUCAGAGAGCAUUUGAAAAGCGCGGCGGGCCUGUGGCUACACACUUAAAGUACCAGAACAGCUUUGAGCAGCCAGAGUCUCGACUCACACAGCAGGAGAACACAAUUAUCACCAUGGAGAUGAGGGGAUAUUUCUCCCUUUUGUGUCUGCAUCAAGAAACCCAGCUGGUCUUCACCUAUCUGCCACUUGUGACUUCAAUACUGGGGACAUUUGUCCACUCACAAAUACAAGGGCACAAAGAGAUGGGUGAUGUGUGGGGUGACCUUCAUCCAAAACUGAAGGAUCUGUUUGAAAGUGCUAAUGAAGCCUCCUCUCGCUCUUCUUCUCAAACACACACCUCCAGAGGACAGAAGACUUGUGCCAUCAUUGGGCCUGCACAACCAGGACAGCAAAUAUGAGGGAAAUUAUCAGUACCCAAUAACUCUGUCUAUUGCUUCAUGUCUUGUGUUUUCCUUCUCUUGACUGUACAUGCUUUAACACCUUUCUUCAUGACUUUUCCACAGUGGCCUCAAAACAUAUUUGAACAAAUUAAGCACAACUAAACAUUCCAUUAGAUGCAAAAUUAAAACUGUAUGCUAAUAAAUGAUGCAACUAAUCGCAUUUUUGUUUACCAUUUUUGCACAUACUUUUAAUCGAGAUUAUUGUAGUUAACUAAAACAAAACAAAAACAUUUUCUUUGUCUGAAAUAAAAUCAAUUUGAACUGAGACAGAAUAAAAUAUAGAAAAAAAUAAAUGUGGAAAACCUGACAUUAUUUUAUUUCAGCUACAACAUUUCUAAAUUUCAUUUAGUUUUACUUGAUUUACUAAAAUAACUACUACUACUACUAAUAAUAAACUAUAUACAUCUUUAAAAUGACAAAGCACACAACAAUAUUACUAAAAAUUAACAGAAAAUGUAUUUUUUUUUAAUUCACAAUAUUAAAAAAAUGUUAUUCAGAAUAUUAUAAAAAAAACGAUUAUAGUAUCUAUAUGUAGUGAUAUGCAGUAAUACAUUUUGAGGCCACUGAAUAUCAAGAAAAUAUAAUUAUUUAAAAAAAAAAUUGUAGACACCCUUUUGAGAGCAAUUUCUCUCUCUUUUUUCAUUUAAUUCUCAUUAAUUUUUCUAUUAUUUUAAUGUUUGAUGCAUAUGGUUACAUAUUUACAUAAAUAAUCUUCCAAAGCCUGUGGUCAGUUCAUAUACCUCUUUUUUUGACAACCUUAAUUUUGACAGGAACUUACAUAAUAUUAAAAGAUUACAUGUGUUAUCCUUAAGAUAUAAGGCUACAGUUUGAAUAUGGAUGAAAAGGUUAGAAAUCACCUGUUUUCAGAAAUUCCUAGAAAUACAAACAAUAUUCUGAAAAAAAAAAAAAAAAAAAAAAACUUUUUUCCAAGCAAGACCAGCUGAUUUAAUGUUGAGAAAGCACGUGACCUCGAAAACUAUCCACUGGUGUCACACAGGACAAACAAAUGGCACUAUAUAAUUUAGUAAUCCUAGAUUUAAGGUAUGAUACAUUACCAGACAGUAUUUAUACAGGAGUUCUGUUGGUGUAAUUGUUUUUAGUAACAAAUCUGUAGUGUAUAAAAUCUAACAUCCCGCCAUCCACUUUCCGACACCAGUUGCCAUGCAACUUAAAAAAAUAGUUCACCCAAAAAUUUACAUUUGCUGAAAGUUUACUCACAAUACAUUAGUUGAUGGACCCUAUGAUGUGGAUUAUUGUGAUGUUUUUAUCAGCUGUUUGGCCUCAUGCAGACGGCACCCAUUCACUCCAGAGGAUGCAUUUUGAGCAAGUGAUGCAAUGAUAAAUUUCUACAAAUUUUUUCCAAUAAAAAUAAUAACUCAUA
Carassius gibelio (silver crucian carp) is the source of this 2911-nucleotide messenger RNA. RefSeq names its product sorting nexin 8b (gene snx8b). Gene Ontology annotation, biological process: retrograde transport, endosome to Golgi. The record is from RefSeq and is a predicted model, not a curated record. NCBI's taxonomy places the organism in Eukaryota, Metazoa, Chordata, Actinopteri, Cypriniformes, Cyprinidae. The coding region runs from base 214 to 1488 and encodes 424 amino acids. The transcript is spliced from 12 exons. Gene Ontology annotation, molecular function: phosphatidylinositol binding.